UGGGGAUGGUAAGACUACGUAGAUAGAGGAACCUCAUUCUGUCCGUCACCUCCCCGUUAAGGCACCCUCCUCGACCCCGAUGGAGAAUGAAGAGCUGAAGAAGUAGGCGGAGGAGAAGAACUGUUGAACGCCACUUACUACUACUUAUCACUUGAUAGAACCCCAAGUACGUGAACAUGUAGGUACGUACAUACGCACUACGUAGACCAGCACCACGCAUUCCGAGGCAUUUCCUCCUCCUCAUUCUUCAUGCUUAAGCUCGUCUGGGAGUGGAAAAAUGAGACGAAAGAGCGGACGUUGUCGGAGCCGAAUGCCGCUCGUUGGUGGACAAAUCGUUGCGGGAAAAUCGGAUCGAGCGGGGAUUCACGGACGAAGAAGGAAUAGAGGAGUCGAGGCACGAGGGAGGGACGAUUCAUCGAAGAUGGAUAAACCAAGUUUCGACAAUUUGUGAUCGGUGGAUGAUGAGCUCGUGGUGGUGUUGGUGGUAGUAGUAGUGGUGGUGGUGGUGAUGGUGGUGGUGAUGAUUAUGGCCAUCCAGGGUGCUCGAGAGGUGUCGAAGAACCUGAUGAUGAUGAUGACGAUGAUCGCAGUUAAUGGCUGCAUGGAGUAGAGGAAACAUCUUGAGCUAGAGAGCAAUCGUGGGCCAAGAGCAGCCGCGGAUUGAAGUGGUUUGAAGAACAGACACUCUAUGGAUAUCUCGAGAGGUUUCGAGAAGUUUGCUUUCUGAGACAUACAAAAAAGAAGAAGAGACAUCAGCAGCGUCCAAUUGAACGGAUGUCACCAUGCCGUCUCACACCUACAAAGACUCCGAUUGGCGCAGUCAGAACCACUUUGGGAUGAGCAUCAAGUUUUGGCAGCUCUCGCAAGAAGGCGAGUCCUUCUCGGUGGUCUUGCCCGAAACACCUUAUUUGAGGCAGUUCCUACGAUCCCUGAUGAGUCUCAUGAAAACCGAUCUGGACCUUUCCGAGUCGAUAAUGGAGUCAGUGGCCAAUGUCCUGUCCAAGUUCCUGGUGAAGGAAGAGGUCUAUCAAUUAGACGAGUUAGUGGCUGAAGCGGCCAAGAUGCACCAACUCCUAGAUGAAGGCACGAACUGCAUUCUCACUCAAGAAGCCGCUCAGAUGAGUCUUCCAGCCAAAGACGCAAUGGUUGUUGAUCUCUUGGCAGAGCCCACUUCGACCACUUCCAAUAUGAGUUUUCGCUCCUGGAGCCCUCCGGGUGAAAUGUUGAGGCUAAACCCCGCGAUUAAGAGCCUUGAUAAGGGGAUCCAAUGUGAUGUUAUCGGCGAGAAAGAAGUCUCUGGAAGUGACAGUCAUCAACUGGAAAGUGGAAAACUGGAGAAGUCAAUUAAUAGUAAUCACAGGCCAAGGAAACGAGAUCAAAGGACGCAACAAGAGCCCUCAUCCACGUCGUUCCCAUGUCAGUUCAGAGAGUGUGGGGAGAUUUUUGAUUCUCGGAAGAACCUCACGGCUCACGUCAAACGCUCCCAUGGCAAGCUAUUCUGUUCCACGUGUAAAUGCAUCUUUUGGCAGGGCAAAGAGAACCAUCUUUGUAUUCGAGGUAAAGCCCAUGAGUGUAAGGACUGCGGCAAGCGAUUCAAUGGCAGCAAGGAUCUCAAGAACCACACGUACACCCACAGCAAGGAAAAGCCCUACGUGUGUGAUGUGUGUCAGAAAGGUUUCAGUCAACAGGCCACGCUAAGUCGACACAAGAUGGCUGUUCAUGUGGGUGAAAAGCGAUUCGAAUGUGAUAAAUGUGAUAAGAAGUUCUCGCUCAAGCAAUAUCUGGACAAGCACCUCCGCAAGCAUAGCGGGGAAAAGCCUUUUGUAUGUGAUCAUUGUGGCCUGGCCUUCAGUCAAAAUGGCAACUUGAGGAAGCAUGCUCGACUCAUUCACAGAGAGGAGCUCAACUUUGUGUGCGACACGUGUGGGGACUCAUUUGUUCAGCUCUCCUAUUUGGAGAGGCACAAGAAAAUGGCCAACCAUUAACGAACGGCAAUGUUCAACUUGAAAUACACAUAUACGUCUCUUGGUCAACACUUGAGUGGUGCAGAUUUUGUUCAAGGACGGCAUUAAGAAAUUGGAAGAAAUG
Molecule: messenger RNA, 2088 nt
Organism: Tigriopus californicus
Lineage: Eukaryota; Metazoa; Arthropoda; Copepoda; Harpacticoida; Harpacticidae
Product: zinc finger protein 718-like
Exons: 2
Coding region: 783-1985 (400 amino acids)
Biological process (GO): regulation of transcription by RNA polymerase II
Molecular function (GO): RNA polymerase II cis-regulatory region sequence-specific DNA binding; DNA-binding transcription factor activity, RNA polymerase II-specific
Source: RefSeq, a predicted model, not a curated record